Messenger RNA from Podarcis muralis (Common wall lizard), 1934 nucleotides. Its product is annotated as guanine nucleotide-binding protein subunit alpha-15. Gene Ontology annotation, cellular component: heterotrimeric G-protein complex; cytoplasm. Gene Ontology annotation, molecular function: guanyl nucleotide binding; GTPase activity; G protein-coupled receptor binding. The record is from RefSeq and is a predicted model, not a curated record. Lineage: Eukaryota; Metazoa; Chordata; Lepidosauria; Squamata; Lacertidae. Gene Ontology annotation, biological process: phospholipase C-activating dopamine receptor signaling pathway; adenylate cyclase-modulating G protein-coupled receptor signaling pathway.
UCCUGGAUCACCUUGCGGUCGCUGGAAGGUGGAUGCUGAGCGGUUCCGACGAGUGGAAUGGAAUUUACGGCGGUUGGGCACAGCUCCUACGAAUGGCAGUGGAAACUUUCGCGAACAGUUAGCUGCCCGCAUGUCUGACUUCAGCCCAAGUAUUUGCUUUCCUUCUCCAUGGGCAACCUCUUGGAUCCUACGAUUCCCAUGAGAUCCCUCACCUUGCCAGCUAUGGAUCCUGGAAGGCUUCUGUGAUCAAGCCUCUGGAUUCCCUGUUCUGCUGAAACUUGAUCUCGCACCAUCUCUCCCUGGGUCCCUCCUCCUUAGGGAGGAGGGCUUGGACCGUGCAUCCGUGGACAUUUUUCUUACCAAACCUUCUGCGUUUCCAAAAAAAAUUAUUCGAGUGCAUGUUUCUCAUCGGAGUGGGGUCUUUUCCAUCUGGUCUGAGAUUGGUAAGGGGGGACCCCAUCUCACCUCCCGCCACAAUGGUCUGGUGCAUCUGCUUUCUCUCAGAGGAGGAGAAGAACGCCGUCGCCAUAGAUAAAGAAAUCAACCGGCUUCUGCAGGAGCAAAAGAAACGAGAUCGGUGGGAGCUGAAGUUGCUUUUACUUGGUACCGGAGAGAGUGGGAAAAGCACCUUCAUCAAACAGAUGAGAAUAAUCCAUGGCUUGGGCUAUACGGAGGAAGACCGCAAAGAAUUUGCCAAGGUGGUUUAUCAGAACAUCUUCAUGUCCAUCCAGGCUAUGGUCAAGGCUAUGGAGGUUCUCCAAAUCUCCUACUCCCAGCCGGAAAAUGCGCAAAAUGCUCAGCUGCUGAUGGCUGUAGAUACUUACAAAAUGAAGGAGAUGGAUGCGCGCCAUGCAAGGAUGAUCAAAAGCCUGUGGAGAGAUGGCGGGAUUCGAACCUGCUACCAGAGGCGAAGCGAGUACCAUUUGCUGGAUUCCACUUUAUACUUCCUGUCUAACCUGGACCGCAUUGCAGCGGCAGGGUACGUGCCAAGCCCCCAGGACAUCCUGAGGACGCGGGUGCCGACAACGGGCAUCAACGAGUACUGCUUUUCGGUGCAGAAGGUGAGGCUCAGGAUUGUCGAUGUAGGCGGACAGAGGUCGGAGCGUCGUAAAUGGAUCCACUGCUUCGAGAACGUGAUUGCCCUGAUCUACUUGGCUUCUCUCAGUGAAUAUGACCAAUCUCUGGAGGAGAACACAAGCGAAAACCGGAUGAGGGAGAGUCUCGACCUCUUCAGAACCAUCCUGGAGCUUCCGUGGUUCUGGAAUACUUCCAUCAUCCUUUUCCUCAACAAGGUGGACAUCCUGGAGGAGAAGAUCCUGAGCUCCGACCUGGCUGCUUAUUUCCCAAGUUUCCCAGGCCCUAAGCGAGACGCUCACGCGGCCAAGCACUUCAUCCUUGAAAUGUACAUGGACAUCUUCAGGAAGUUCUUGGUCCCUGGCGGCGACUUCGGAGGGGGUCCUUCCGGCGACGUCCACAGGCCACGGAUCCUUUACUUCCACUUCACCUGUGCCACGGACACGCAGAACAUUGGCACGGUUUUCGAGGACAUUAAGGACGCCGUCCUGGCCGCCUACCUUGAUGAGUUCAACCUGGUCUAGAAGGGUCUUGCGGACACUUCUAAAGGAUCUCAAUGACUCCACCCGUUUGCCUUAGGGGAGGCCUGGCAGAUGGAAUGUGAAACAGGCGGCUCUAAAGGCCCAUUUUAAAACGCUGGCAGGCACCGAGAUCUGUCCAGCAGCAUCACCCCUUGGGAAUCCCAGAGGUGGGGGGGUCAGACCUGGCUACUGCAGGCUGAGACCCGCUCCAUUCAAAAUGGAUUUCAAAACCCUGUGCUCUUUCGCCACCCUGCAUAGCUGUCAACCGUCCCUUAUUUGGCGGGAAAGUCCCUUAUCCCAGCGCCGUGUCCCGCUGCUGUCCCUUAUUGAUGAUGUCCC